Linum tenue is the source of this 2714-nucleotide messenger RNA. Lineage: Eukaryota; Viridiplantae; Streptophyta; Magnoliopsida; Malpighiales; Linaceae. The record is from the annotation of a GenBank genome assembly.
AAACGAUAAUAUGGUGCUACUAAUCCUUAUCCUCUCCAAUCAAAAGACAAAGUCCAACGUUGACUUCUGCACCCAACUGAAGCAUAAGGUGAAGAACUGAGGGACAGAGGAAAUCAAAGGAGAGACAGAGACUUGAUCAGGAGGAAUAGAAAAACCGGAGGGGGAAAAAAAACAACGGAAAAGUUGUCCGUUUCUUUUCCUCCUUCCUUUCCAACUGAAAGUUGCCGUCUUCUUCUUCCUUCCUUCACCAAACCCUCGAAAAUAAUAUUCAGAAAAUUCAUACCAUAUCAAACGCCUAUCUAGACACUAAUAAAAAAACCUGUCCCCUCCUUCCAUGUUAAAACCUCCGGGAAACAUUCAUCUCGGAGCCCUUAAAGGCCCUUUUCAUUUAUUGUCCUCCCAUGAAUUCAUCCCUCGACGGUUUCCGCUUCAGAGUCCUUGAAAUCUUCGGUUAUUAGUUUGCAGAGCUCGAUUGCUUUGCUUUUUCCCGUCGCUUUCCUCCCCUCUCCCAAUUUUGAUCCCUGGGAGAACGAGAAAGAGAUUAUCAAUCCAACUUGAGGGAGGAGGAAAGGAAGAGACUUUAUCUAUUUUUAUCGGGGUAUAGAUUGAUGGGUAUGCUGUCAAAUCUAAGGAAUUCGAGAAAUCCAGAAGAUGGAUUGUUGCUAUCAUCGGGUUCCUCACCGCCGGCAGCUGGGCAGGCGGCGGCGGCGGGUAAGCGGAAAUGGUCAAAUUUCCUGCCGGUUUUCAUUGCUCUUGUGGUUUUAGCCGAGAUCGCCUUUCUGGGUCGUCUCGACAUGGCGAAAAAUGCUGCUGCCCGGGUCGAUUCGUGGGCAGAUAGCUUUCUUUAUCAGUCGCCGCCUGGUUUGAGGGAGAAGGCUCCGGUGGUUAGAAGAAAUGAUAUGGUUUUGGGGUCGGAAACUUGCGAGGAGUGGUUGGAGAGGGAGGAUGCUGUGCCUUACUCGCGGGAUUUCGAUCAGGUUCCCAUCUUGGUCGCCGGUGCUGAGAAGGAGAGGAGGAAUUGUUCUGUGGGGUGUCAGUUCGGAUAUGACUCCAACAGAACUCCUGAUGCAUUAUUUGGUACGCUAAAUGAGAAGUCGGCAACUGUCAGUGUGCAUCGGUCAAUGGAAUCGGCUCAGUAUUAUCCAGAGAAUGAUAUUGCUAAGGCACGACGGUGGUGUCGACGUGAGGAAAUAUUAUCAAAUAGUAUCUUGGAUGUGGAUGUGAUACACCUUGGUUCCGAAGUCUGCAUCCUGUUAAAUGGAUACCGGAUAGUUAUGACUACAAGUCUAUCCUCAGAUGUGCCGGUGGGAUAUUUUUCCUGGGCAGAGUAUGAUAUCAUGGCACCUCCCGAGCCAAAGACCGAGAAAGCCCUUGCAGCUGUGUUCAUUUCAAACUGUGGUGCCCGCAACUUCCGUUUGCAAGUUCUUGAUGCCCUUGAAAAAUUGAAAAUCCCAAUAGACUCUUACGGUGCUUGUCACCGGAACCGUGAUGGUAGAGUGAACAAAGUGGAGGCUCUGAAGCGCUAUAAAUUUAGCUUAGCUUUUGAGAAUUCUAACGAGGAGGAUUAUGUUACGGAGAAAUACUUCCAAUCCCUCGUUGCUGGAACCAUCCCGGUGGUUGUUGGUGCUCCAAACAUCCAAGAUUAUGCCCCUGGGCCAGGUUCGGUAUUACAUAUCAAAGCCCUUGAAGAUGUUGAGACUGUUGCAAAGACCAUGAAUGAGCUAUCCGAAAACCCUACUGCAUACAAUCAGUCGUUAAGGUGGAAGUUUGAGGGCCCAUCUGAUUCAUUCAAGGCACUGGUCGAUAUGGCAGCAGUACAUUCUUCAUGCCGUCUUUGCAUUCACCUAGCUACAAUGAUUCGUGAUAAAGAAGAAAGUAGCCCAGGGUUCAAGAGACGCCCCUGCAGAUGCACACGAGGGUCCGAGAUUGUACAUCAUGUAUAUGUUAGAGAACGAGGAAGGUUCAAGAUGGAGUCGAUUUUCUUAAGGUCUGGGAACUUAACAGUGGAUGCCCUGGAGCACGAGGUGCUGAAGAAGUUCAAGUCCAUGAAACACAUACCAGUUUGGAGAGACGAAAGACCAGAAAGCAUACGAGGAGGAGAAGACGAUUACAAAGUCUACAGGCUAUACCCUGUAGGGUUGACGCAGAGGCAAGCGCUCUACUCUUUUAAGUUCACCGAUAUCGACUUACAGAAUCACCUGGAAGCAAAUCCAUGCGCUAAGUUGGAGGCCGUCUUUGUCUAGUUAACAAAUGGGACUUUCCUAUGGUCUUGAGCUUGAAUCCUCAGCUCGGCUCACCCUAAAACUGCAGGCAAUAUUUUCGGCCGAAAAGUUUAACAGUGGAUCUGUUUAACUGUCAUCCAUGUAUGAACAUUCUUGUACACAGUACAGAGUUGAAUCACUUUUAGUGUAGCUCGGGAAAACAGGAUAGGAAACAGAAUGAUUCUGGGAGAACCCUUGUUUUACUUCACUGAUCUGAGAAUGCUAUUGGUGCAUUCUGUUUAGACGAGAGAAUCUUGGUCUCAUGUUGUCUCUGUUGGCUUUUUACCUGCACCAUCCCCUGUGGUUUCUGUAUGUAAACAUUUGUCUUUAGUUGUUAAGAUGAUAGGAUUAACAUAUGAUUGCCACAGAUUGGUGUAGUGGUGGUUUAUGCUGGGAGGAGUAUAACAUAAACUACAUCUUGGUUUCCAACUUUGAGAUCAAAGGUUUAUCUAU